Molecule: messenger RNA, 1852 nt
Organism: Aricia agestis (brown argus)
Lineage: Eukaryota; Metazoa; Arthropoda; Insecta; Lepidoptera; Lycaenidae
Exons: 12
Coding region: 130-1716 (528 amino acids)
Cellular component (GO): plasma membrane
Source: RefSeq, a predicted model, not a curated record
AUAGAGUGCAUCGCCGGCGCCUCUCGUCAGUCAAUAGCCGACAGCGCGCGCGAGCGCAGUUUUAAAAUAGCCGCGGCAAACCCGAUCUAAAAGUUCAAAGUGUUUCCUAGUCUCGAUUAGAAAAAGGACAUGGCUAUUCCCGUCAUGAGAGUGUGGUGCGCCACCCUGGCCGUGUUGCUGUUGGCGGGACAUUCGGAGGCCAGAAAUAUCACAAACGAAGACAUCCGGGAUGCGAUGCUCUCCCUCGUCCACAUGUUCCGGACGUCGGAGGACAAGCUGGAGCGCCACGAGUACCGGGAGAAGGCCCUGGGGGAGCAGCUCAAGAAGAUGAUGGCGGGGCUAGAGAAGAAGCAUAGAGCGUUGGAACCGCUGAAGGGCAUGAUAUCGCGGCUGGAUGAGAGGCUGUAUAAUGUCGAGAACAUAUUCUUACAGAAAGAGGAAAAAGAGAAGGUGUCCCAGAAGAAAACCAACGAGGUGCUGGCCGACAUACAGAAGUCUCUGCAGACGCUAACAGACAUCGUCGUGAAGUUGCCGACGAACGUGGCUAAGCGGCUCGACGACACCGACGCGAAGUUAGCCGCGCUCCACACCGACGUCGCCGCUGUCAAGAGCCUCCUCGAUAAUAAUUCCCGCGCGCUCUGCCAAGAAUCCGAAAACCCACUGGAGAGGCAUAUCAGUGAGGCGGAGAAACUCCUCAACAAGUAUGAGCUCAAGCUGAACGAGUACGGCAACGCGAGCCGCGUGCAGACGGACUUCGUGCCACUCAGCGAAGUGUCGCUCGCCGACGAGGCCUGGCACAGCAAGAUGACUGAAGUGAUGGAACGCCAAGAGCGUGACAUCAAGAAGAUCCAGCAGCUGCUCGGUGACGCGGAGAGCAUGUGGAAGGACCUACCGCGCCUGUCAGACCUCAACAAGUACACCAACCAGACAUUGGACGGUAUUGCGGCUUUGCAGAGGAACCUUACUGAGGCAGACGAGAAGUCCGUGGCGAGGGUGACAGCCAAGUUGCGUGACAUGGGCGACAGGUUGCUGGCGACCAACGAGGACAUCCAAGCCAGCCUCACCCAGGGCAACACCAUGAGCGAGCGAGCGUACAACGACAUACAACGCAGCUACGACGCCCUUCGGCUUGAGGUCCAAACAUUCUCCAAGAACGAGCACCUAUUGCAGUCAAUAGCGGACGAGACUAACUCCACGAAGAAGCGUAUCGAGUACGGCAUCCACAACAUACUGAUGGAGAUCAGGGAACUGACGCGCGUGCAGGGAGACCUUCUCAAUAUGACCAUCAACGAGAGGUUUGACAACACCGAAGCGCUCAUCAUGGGCAGCCAGGCGGGCGGGUUCAAGAACCUGAGCAGCAAGAUCGAGGGAGAGAUGACGCAGGUGUGGCGGCAGAUCGGCACCAUGUACCAGCAGCUCAGCGCCACCAAGGCCACGCUCGACAAGCUCACGGAACAAACGGCACAAUACGUUAAUGGCAGCGCCGCGACGCUGGACGGCAUCAAAACUAAGGUGGGGCAAGUGAGCGAUCUUACGGCGGAAGUGCAAGAGAACGUGAACUAUUUCGUCGGCAAGGUGUCUCUACUAUCGCAGGAAUUCGGCCACAUCAAGGAGAGUCUUGGUGCGGCGCUGGACGAAGCCACCACCAACCUUAAGGACGCGAAAACCGAGAUUAACAAUGGACCGGGCCCUCACGUCGCGAAGCCGGCCGCAUAGAUCUCUGCCAAAUACUUAUUUACGGUGGAAUACUGGAACUCUUCUAAAAUGUCAAUGCCUAAGUCGCCCAACAUAAGUACCUAUACAAGGUGUAACAAAACUAAGUGAUAAUACUUUGGGAUUUGUAUGAGUUCAC